AUGCAGCUCUAUAACAACCCUUGCUGCACACACUCUCUCUUCAGAUUCAUACCCUCCAAAUUGUUACGCUUUUCUAAUCAUUUCAACACCCACUCUUUCUCCAAACCUCUCAUUUCCGCCGCUAUGUCCACCGUUUCCACGGAGACUCAGCCUUUGCAGGUUGCAAAGCGGUUGGAGAAGUUCAAAACGACAAUUUUCACCCAAAUGAGUAUGCUUGCCAUCAAACAUGGAGCCAUAAACCUUGGUCAGGGUUUUCCCAAUUUCGAUGGUCCGGAUUUUGUAAAGGAAGCAGCAAUUCAGGCAAUCAGAGAUGGGAAUAAUCAGUAUGCAAGGGGUUAUGGAGUUCCAGACCUCAACAGUGCCAUUGCUGAGAGGUUCAAGAAAGAUACUGGACUAGUGGCGGACCCUGAAAAGGAAAUUACUGUUACGUCUGGGUGCACAGAAGCAAUUGCUGCGACUAUUUUAGGAUUGAUAAAUUCCGGUGAUGAGGUUAUUGUGUUUGCUCCUUUUUAUGAUUCUUAUGAAGCCACUUUAUCCAUGGCUGGUGCAAAAGUAAAAGGCAUUACUUUGCGCCCUCCAGAUUUUGCUCUCCCGAUUGAAGAGUUGAAGUCCACCAUCUCAAAGAAUACUCGUGCCAUUCUUUUAAAUACCCCUCACAAUCCUACCGGAAAGAUGUUCACUCGAGAGGAGCUCAAUACCAUUGCAUCUCUUUGCAUUGAGAAUGAUGUUUUGGUGUUCAGUGAUGAAGUUUAUGAUAAGUUGGCAUUUGAUUUGGAACACAUUUCUAUUGCUUCUUUGCCCGGAAUGUUUGAGCGGACGGUGACAAUGAACUCUUUAGGGAAGACAUUCUCCUUGACUGGAUGGAAAAUCGGUUGGGCCAUAGCACCUCCUCACUUAACAUGGGGAGUGCGACAGGCACAUGCUUACCUCACUUUUGCAACCUCAAAUCCAAUGCAGCGGGCUGCUGCAGUAGCUCUAAGAGCACCGGAUUCUUAUUACACUGAACUGAAGAGGGAUUAUAUGGAAAAGAGAGCUAUUUUGGUUGAAGGGUUGAAGGCUGUUGGCUUCGAGGUAUUCCCGUCAAAUGGAACAUACUUUGUGGUUGUAGAUCACACCCCUUUUGGACAUGAAAACGAUGUUGCAUUUUGCGAGUAUCUUGUUAAGGAGGUGGGAGUGGUGGCAAUUCCUACAAGUGUGUUUUACUUGAAUCCAGAAGAGGGAAAGAAUCUAGUCCGGUUUACUUUCUGUAAGGAUGAAGGAACUCUUAGGGCUGCUGUAGAGAAGAUGAAGGAGAAGCUUAGAAAAUGA
Molecule: messenger RNA, 1308 nt
Organism: Lathyrus sativus (Indian pea)
Lineage: Eukaryota; Viridiplantae; Streptophyta; Magnoliopsida; Fabales; Fabaceae
Source: the annotation of a GenBank genome assembly